AUGAAUUUUGCGGAAAUUUUGAAUCAAUCUGUGUGCCACUACUUGGGCAAUUUCACCUCUAUGGGCUGCUUAACAUUUCUCUUGACCUGUGGCAGUUUGAUAGCGGCCUUAGUACUCUAUGCCCUGUGGAAAUACAAAGAGGGACCCAGUUAUUGCAAAACAAAUCGCAUUGAUGGUAAAAUUGUUAUUAUAACCGGUUGCAACACCGGUAUUGGUAAAGAAACAGCACUGGAAUUGGCCAGGAGGGGUGCACGUAUUUAUAUGGCCUGUAGAGAUUACAAUCGUUGUGAAAAGGCCCGACAAGAUAUUAUCUAUGAAACGGGUAAUUCGAAAAUUUUUAAUCGUCGAUUGGAUUUAAGUUCUCUGCAAUCGGUAAGGGAAUUUGCCGAGCAAUUUAAGAAGGAGGAAGAACGUUUGGACAUUCUCAUCAAUAAUGCUGGGAUUAUGGCCACACCUCGAAAGCUGACCGUUGAUGGCUAUGAACAACAAUUUGCCGUUAAUCACUUGGGACACUUUUUGUUAACAAAUUUGUUAUUGGAUCACCUAAAAGCUGCUGCUCCCAGUCGCAUAAUUGUCGUCAGCUCUUGGAUGUAUGCUUUGGGACGCAUUCAAACUGAAGAUUUGAACAGCGAAAAAAGUUAUAACGAUUUUCGUGCUUAUGCCCAGAGUAAAUUGGCCAAUGUUUUGUUUACCCAAAAAAUAGCGAAAAUACUAAAGGGUAGCGGCGUCACUGUCAAUUGUUUACAUCCCGGCUCCGUGCAAACUGAACUAUUUCGUAAUAAUCGUUUUCUUGCCAUUUCAAGUCAAUUGACAAAGUUGGCUUUACGUUCACCGCGUGGUGGUGCUCAGACUUCCAUAUACUUAGCAUUGGAUCCAGAUUUGGUGGAACAAACUGGUGGCUACUAUGAUCGCAUGACGUUACAGAAAUUGGUUGCAAAAGCUUGUGAUAACGAAAUGGCCGAUUGGUUGUGGCAGAAAAGUGCAAAAAUGGUUGGAUUACAAAAGUGA
This is a messenger RNA of Musca vetustissima, 1008 nucleotides long. Its product is annotated as retinol dehydrogenase 13-like. The coding region runs from base 1 to 1008 and encodes 335 amino acids. Lineage: Eukaryota; Metazoa; Arthropoda; Insecta; Diptera; Muscidae. The transcript has a single exon. The record is from RefSeq and is a predicted model, not a curated record.